CCAGAGGAUCCAGCACCUCAAGAUACACGUAUCGCAUCAACUAUGGCCAUGGGAGCAGAUGUCCAUACAAACUAUAUAACUAGUACUCUCCUUCGAUCAACGCAGGCCAGCUCAGUCCUUACUCUCACGCCUAGCACAAAGCCUAUAUCUAUCGACCACACCUCACUACUACACAAAACGCAUAGAACCAUGUCGUCAAGCUCUACGCGGCCUGAGCCAAAAGCAGAAAGAAAGAGGCCUCCCCGCAGACGGCUGCCGCCUCUACCUCCAGGGCCAAAGUUACAGUUCGUCGUUGCGAAUCGCCCGGAAGACUUCAGAUCAAAUGCCACCAUGAGAAACGUUCGAUCUCAUGUCAUGUAUAAACACCGGACGGUGUCUCCUAGCAACAGCGUCAGAAGUGUAGAGCAGCGGAUCAAACGCAAUCCAGAAACACGAACACCCAGCCCGACAGCAACAGCCAUGUCUGAUGGGAUCAUCGAAGACUUCAACUAUGUUUUACCUCCAGGGAAUUCCCACGAUGAAAUGGAAAACCCAGGGUCGCUGUACCACUCCUCACUACAUACCUCCUCAGACGGACUUUCACGGGACCUCACUUCCAAGAUUAUUGCCAGCCUUACAGAGGAGCCUACACGAAGCGCACCUGCAACAUUAGACUACGGCACAGAAUUCCCGUUUUCAUCUGGUAUUGAGCUCAUGAAUCGAGAAAGUCUUCGGGACCUACGUGAUCAGUACAUCUACCAUGUAGUGCAAUCCUCUACCCAGGGAAAUCCGGAGGCCAGCAGUUAUGGAACGACAUGGGUAAAACUGAUUUGCAGCAACCACAUGAGCUUCUUGAGCCAUGUGAGUAUUGUGUGCGCGUAUCAGGAUGUUAUGGAUGGGUUCCUGACCGACACAGCACUUACACAAUGUGCCAAAGCGAAGGUCCUCAGCAUGAUCACAGAGAGCAUGGUAACCAGAAAAGCCCAGACAGACGACUUCACCAUCAUGAGCAUAGUGAACCUUCUAGUCAGUCAUAUCGGAGAUCGCGAUGAACGGGUUAUCGAUGUGCACCAAGAAGGUCUGGCGCGAAUCGUGCAGGAACGAGGAGGGUUGCUUUGCUUGGGGCUUGAUGGUCGCGUUGCUACUUGCUUGACAGUCGUUCUUCUCAUCUUCACUGUGCUCCGAGGUUUAUCUGAGCCUGCAAUGCUCGUGGGAUUCCCCCCUGCUCUUCGAGUAACAGAAAACGAGGGAUUUAGAUGCAUUUCGCCACUGUAUGCACCCCAAGGGGACCUCACUUCCCUCUACGGCAGUUGUUCCAGCAGAACGUAUGACUUGAUAUCCGAUAUGCACAACGCCACCCGCAUUUUCAUCGCACGAUGGGACUGCACGAGCGAUGCGCUAUCCUCCAUCCCACAGCACCAACUGAUGGGUUGGGAUAUGUACAUGGAGCAAACUUACUCCAAGGUCGUCAACCUUCCCUCGAGUGCCGGCGAAGCCAUUCCCGAUUGGGUCUACGAAAGUUGUCGUCUGGCUGCGCUGAUAUACUGCGGCUGCAUGAUCCGAGGAGUCUCUCUGUCAGAAGCAUCAGAGGCUACAGAUCCGCAGCAACCAGACUCAGGUACCAGCUCCACAACUAUUCUCACGGCUUUGCAAAAUGCUCUGAGACAGACCAAUCCUGGGGCAUGCUGGGGCAACAUGGGCGGCGCUCUCCUGUGGAUAUGUCUUGUCGGUGGGCGUGCGGCGUGGCCUAGUGCCGCUUGGACUCGGAAAUUCUUUGCGCUGCAUGCUGUUCGAGUAUCGCACGCACUCUGCUGCCCAGACAGCGCAGCGGUGAUCGAGACACAAAGGACUAUGCUGAAAGUUCAGGCGCUGGUUGGUGCCAGAAGAACAUUAUCACCUCCUUUAGUCUGACCUAAUUCCUCCAGCAUCCCAUCAUGGUUCCCUGUGUCGCCCAUACUUCGCUUCACUUCAAUUGUCUUCUCUUCUCUUGUUCUUGCUUCUGCAUUCUCCGUCCUGCCCGCUUUCAGCUUUAGCCAGAAGUGGUGUGCUGGAAGCUAGUCUUCCGUGUGUCGCGGAAAUUCCAAUUCUUUGCUGCGUUCUUACAUAUGUACGAUUCCCUUCAUGUCAGACAUUUCGCUCACACUGGUUUAUGUCGUUGUCCUCGUCCUCCCUUUGUCUAUCUUCCGCUGUU
Periconia digitata is the source of this 2170-nucleotide messenger RNA. Lineage: Eukaryota; Fungi; Ascomycota; Dothideomycetes; Pleosporales; Periconiaceae. The record is from the annotation of a GenBank genome assembly.